ACGACUUUGACACGUUCGAUGAAAGCGAGAUGCUUGCUGCUAUACCUUCAAAUGCCCCGACGACUGCUCAAGAGAUUUCCGAUUCAGUCUUUGGGUCAGGUGCGAGGGUGGCGGAGGAUUUCUUUCCAUAUCCGAGCAAAGGGAUGAUGAAGACAGAUAUAUUGUUUAGUUCCCCCCGGCUACGAUUCUCCCGCGAGCAACAGGAAGCGAUCCUUGCUUGGGGAAGGGGUCUCGGUGCGAAAGACGUUCCCAGUCUGUAUGCGGUCGAGAAGUUCCAGAAAGCUGCUCUGGAUACUGUUGGCGAUCCUACGGUGAAAGUGCGAGCGGAGUCAGGUAACCUUUUGUAUAUGAACUCAUUGUUGAAUGCAAUGUCCCGGGAUUACGCGCAUCCAGAGACCCGCCAGCAAAUUCGUGCAUAUCCUGAAUACCCUACCGGACCGGUUAGCGAGGUGUGGCAGUCAUCAAAAUGGCUCGUCGAUGCACCCGACGACGUGCUCACGCCAAUGGCUCGGAUCGAGGGCAAGGACUACUAUGUUAAGGAAUUAGCAUAUUGUUGCGAUAAGACGUGGUUCGUGCCAAUGCGUUUCUUCAAGCGCGACACGGAAAUGUGGGCAGUCGGACAUCGCACAUCACAGUCAUCAGAUGGCCUUCAUGUCGCUACCGAGCGUUCAGUUGAGCGGUGUGCAAACUUCUUGAACAAUUGGCCAGAGAUUGAGGCGCACACAGCAGGUCGAAAGGUCUUCGCUGAUGACUCCAUCGAGUGGGCGGCCUGCAUGCCCAAUCCAGACCGCGCAAUCGCAGACGGCCUGGAGUGGGAGUGUCCCCCUGUCAUCGUCUUCAUUGAUGAUGUGUCCGGAAACAGCACGAAGCAGUGGAACGUCCAUUACUCAGCGUACAUGUCAAACGCCGCAAUGCCUCGUUCAUCGCUCGAAAAAGAACGCAACAUACGGUUUGUAGCGACUUCGCCACAUGCUUCACCAAUGGAGAUAAUGCAGGCGAUUUGCAAUGAUCUGAAUGCGGGUGGCUCGACACCGGUCAGGGCAUGGGACUCAAUACGGAAACGGCAUAUCCUUCUCCGUCCCUGGCUUCUCUUCCUGCCCGGUGACAAUCCGAUGCAGGCAGAGCUAUGCAGUCACAUCGGGCUGAAUGCGAACUUAUUUUGUCGGUGUUGUAUGGCAGGUGGCACCAAGGCCUUCAAAGAGUCGAAUGACGGCUUCUGCUCGCUCAUGGAGCCUGGACAGCCUCGCAACCCCGUCGAGACUCGCAAUGCAGUUCUGGAACAGCUCUCGAACGCAACACAUGCUGCCGCGAGCAAGCCUUUGCAAGAUGCAAUGACGAAGACAGGUGUUAAGGACAGCUUGGCGAUGCCUGUCAUCACGCGUCUCCUGACAAUUGGUAAAGCCCUGCGACGCUCAACUCCGAGUCGACGGCCUGUUAGUAUUGUUGAUACCGAAAAAUACCUGCGCGAAGAGCUUCUCAAAUUGAAGCAGAGCUCCAUCGUCAAUCCGCUCCUUGACAUGCCAGGGCUUGAUGUGCAUAAAGAUACACCUGUCGAACCCCUUCACACGGUCAUUCUAGGCAUCAUCAAGUACUUCUGGGGUCAGACGACAUGGACGAUCGAGAAGCAAGGUCAAUGGGCCAUUUUCCAGGCACGCCUUAACUCGUUGGACCAAUCGGGUCUCGAUAUUCCCAAUAUCAUGGCGGAUUACAUCUGUCGCUACCGCGGGAGCCUCAUUGGGAAGCAUUUCAAGACAAUUAGCCAGGUCAUCGCCUUCGCGGCUGUUGGCCUUGUGGGUCAGAAGCUACAGGACGCAUGGCAUGCUAUUGGCCGCCUCGUCGUUCUCAUCUGGGAGACUGAAAUACAUGAUUUGAAGUCUUACACGGACGAGCUUCGGUCUGUCAUUCAAGAUGUUCAAGACUCUGCCGCCGCGCUCAGCCCCAGCUUGUUGACGCUCAAGAGCAAAUUUCACAUCCUCUUACACCUACCAGAACAUAUCCUUCGGUUUGGUCCUGCACUGCUGUUCUCGACUGAGCGCUACGAAUCGUUCAAUCGCAUUUUUAGGCUCUGCUCAAUACACAGCAACAGGCAAGCCCCUAGUCGGGACAUUGCAGUCGCAUUUGCGAAUCAAGAUCGCUGCCGCCAUGUCAUGACAGGCGGGUUCUGGCACGACUCGAAGCAAAAGAAGUGGGUAUCGGCAUCACCAGCUGUUAUAGACCACUUGAAGGAGUCUCCACAUGACGCACGGCUUCUCGGUGUGGCUGUAGUCAGAACUCCACAGCCUGGAACGAUGACAUUUCCACCGUUGUCUCGUUCAGAACCCAACAGUGCAAGGGACCUUACCUGGAGCCAGACGAAGGCAAUGCAAUUGGCCCCGGGGAACGAGAUGCGCAUUGGGCUAUGGCGUGCAGCUCAAACAUUGGUAACGAAGACGGGAGAUACAGCUAGGGAGGGAUCAGAGGUGCUGAUACACGAUCGACUUGGUGACUCGGACGCAUCAGGUUCUCUGCUAUUUGGUUCAGUCAUACAGCUGCUCGCGCCGAUCUCACCCGAAGCUCGACCAGCCGUUGUUGUACGCCUCUCGACCCUUCAAUCCCAUGUACACAAUCUGCUCAAACUUCCUGUCCUCGAACGGACUGGCCCAGUCAAGUAUUUUGAUGCGCAGGACAUCGUAUGUGUGGUGAAUAUUCAACACGACUGUGCUACGCAGGGCUGUAUCGCAGAUGCGAGGGAAGCCUUGCGCCAGGAACGUGAGGAGACCAGUCGGACACGAGCUAUCAUCCGUCACCGAGACACCACUACUUUCAUUAUCAAUAUGCACUCAAUUCACAACCGACAGUACCUCAAAAAAGCGAUUCCAUCGUCGCUUCAGCAACGUUCACCGCUUUUCGAGGACCGUGAUCGCCUCCACAUGGACGCUGCAACAUCGCUCCGUGACCAAAAGCUUCAAAAGAAGAUUGCAAAGGACACGGCAAUUCGGAAGCGCGCCGAAGAGGCGUUGCGAGUUGCAAAUGAGCGAGGGGGCCUCAGUACGGUCCUGCUGGAGGAAGAAGGCCGCGAGCUGCCUGAUGAGGUAUCAAUACCUCUUGACACGAACACGGCGGAGCACGACUUGAAUGAGCUCACAGAAGGGAGCGACACUCAUUCACGGGGUAACGGGCUACCACACAUUGUGCCUGCCUUGCCGUUGUCCGAACCUAUCCCCUUCGACGACCUGUUGUUGCCGCGCGGCCCAAGACAACGCCGCACACACGAGCAACCAACAAUGUCCAGCAUGGCAGAAGGGUCUCGACUGCAUGCCAUCGAAUUCCAAUCCUUCACCACGCAGUUGGACGAGCCAUUCAUGGUUCGCCAAGGCCGAGGUGAUGACACAGAGCUGCAGUCUGAGCCAGGCCCAAGCCAUGUGAGAGGGCGGGGGCGGGGGCAAGCACGAGCACGAGGGCAAGCGCGAGGGCGAGGGCGAGGGCGAGUGCAAGCGCGAGGGCGAGGGCGAGGGCGAGGGCGAGCGCAAGCGCAAGGACGAG
This is a messenger RNA of Fomitopsis serialis, 3522 nucleotides long. RefSeq lists its product as uncharacterized. The record is from RefSeq and is a predicted model, not a curated record. NCBI's taxonomy places the organism in Eukaryota, Fungi, Basidiomycota, Agaricomycetes, Polyporales, Fomitopsidaceae. The annotation marks the transcript as partial. The transcript is spliced from 13 exons.